AAAAAGCUUUCUCGCCCAAACUCCAUUUCUCCGUCCUCUCUCAUGCGGCGCACUACAUAUACACACGCAAUUCUCAGAACACUUCACCUGCCAUUUCUUCCGCUGCUGAGCUCAUAAAACACAUCGAGGAGGAGAAUCCCAGACUUAUGUCCGGAACAGUGCAGUCGAUGGGUGGCGUCGGCCGGUUGUCCCUGACGACGGCCACCGGGAUCAUGGUCGCCGCGGUCAUCGCCUUUUUACUGAUCUUUGUCCUCGCCUUCUUCAUGUACCUCCGCGCCAAGCACUGCUGGGGCGCCAUCCCGGUCUCCCGCGGCGCCCCUGCCUCCUUGGCCUCCGCGCCGCGGCUGCGCGGCCUCGAAGUUCCCGCCGUCGCCGCGCUCCCUUCGGUGCUGAUCCGCUUCGGGGGCUUGAAGGAUUGCGCCGAGUGCGCGGUCUGCCUCUGCGAGCUGUCGGAAGGCGACGCCGCGCGGCUGCUGCCCAAGUGCGGCCACGCCUUCCAUGUCGAGUGCAUCGACAUGUGGUUCCUAUCCCACUCCACCUGUCCGCUCUGCCGCAGCUCGGUGGAUCCCGAGGUUGCCGAUCGCGACGCUCGCUCAUCGGAAUCAUCGCCGGAUUCUGCGGCGAAUGUGCUGCUUUGUGCCUCGGACGAUCAGGUUAAUGGCCCAAGUUCUCUCGCGAGCUCCAGCACUUUGAGCUCUUCUUCUUCAGAGGAAGCAUCGGUGAUCGAGAUACCGAGGAGAGCGGUGGACGGGUUCCAAACUCCGAAUUCGCCAUUGCCCGUGAGAAGUCUCCCAGAGGAAGAGACCAGAUCGCCCACAGCACCGACGUCGAGAUCACAGGGAUGUUAUACGGGGACGAGUUCACGAAUGGCUGCCGCAUGAUGCAGAACGUAUGCUUCACUGAGUCUGUCGAAAGGUUUAGCAUCAACAUUUCCAUUAGAUUUGCACAGGUAGUAAGUAGUCGAUCUAUGUCAUGUCAAUUAGGAAUUCCAUAACAAGGAUGAAAACAAGUGCAUGUGCAUAUGUUUUGCCGAUUGUAAAGAAAGGCAUUUGGGGGUAUUUUAGAAGCUUGGAA
This is a messenger RNA of Musa acuminata subsp. malaccensis (wild Malaysian banana), 1074 nucleotides long. RefSeq names its product RING-H2 finger protein ATL3-like. NCBI's taxonomy places the organism in Eukaryota, Viridiplantae, Streptophyta, Magnoliopsida, Zingiberales, Musaceae. The record is from RefSeq and is a predicted model, not a curated record.